AAUACUAAAAAAUAAACCCCUGAAGUUGAUAAUUUCUUGACAAAGCUGUAAAUUCUAUUUUUUAUCAGAACAGUAAAUUAUAAUUACAUGAAUGUAAUCUAUCCGACAUCUAAUUUAUUUGAUGCCUGCCUUUUAAAUCAAGUUGCACUUUUCCAUUAUUAUUCCAUAACCCAGAUGACGCUUAUUCCAAAUUUGAGGCAAAGUAAUAAACUAUCAACACUCGAUGAGAUGUGACAUAACAAUGGCUGACAGAAUCUUUAGCUCAGUUAACAAUGUAUUGUUUAGUUUAAAUUAAUUUAAACCAAACAUAUUUUACUAAAUUCUAAGAAGCCAAAAACAGCAGCUAAACAAGAUUUUUUUUUUCUGGCAACAUUCGGAUUACUGAUAGAGACUUAGUCCACGUGCACCCUCAGUUGCCGCGCUUUGGCAGUCAUGGCAAGCGCGUGCUCUGCCGGCACGGGUCUGACUGGCAACAACAUUAAUGGCACCGGAGUCACGUCUUCACCGACUUGUAACCAGAGCAUGAUAAAACUCCCUCCAUACACUCCAGAAGCCACAGCAGCCUUUGCAACAGCCAUCACAUUGAUGAUUCUUUUUACAAUUGUUGGCAAUAUUCUGGUCAUCAUCGCUGUUUUAACCAGCCGCUCGCUUAGAGGACCCCAGAACCUCUUCUUGGUCUCCCUUGCAGCCGCGGAUAUUUUGGUGGCCACCCUCAUCAUUCCAUUUUCACUGGCCAAUGAACUGAUGGGCUACUGGUAUUUCCGCUCUGUAUGGUGUGAGAUUUACCUGGCGCUGGAUGUGUUGUUCUGCACUUCCUCUAUAGUACACCUGUGCGCCAUCAGUCUAGACCGCUACAUGUCUAUCUCACGCGCUGUCACAUACGGUGCACAGCGGACGCCCAAACGCAUCAAAUGUGCCAUUUUGGUGGUGUGGCUGAUCUCAGCAGUCAUCUCCUUCCCACCGCUACUCUCCAUGAACAAGAACAAAGGUGGCGGCGAUUCAGAUGGGCUGCCACAGUGUCAACUCAAUGAUGAGCGUUGGUACAUACUGUACUCUACUAUCGGUUCCUUCUUUGCUCCAUGUCUGAUUAUGAUCUUAGUUUACAUGCGGAUCUACCAGAUUGCCAAGCAACACACAAGAUGUCCACCAGGGGAGCCCCGCAAAGAGGUCCCAGCCAUUGCUACAACCCCUCAGCUCAAGGUCUACACGGAGGGUCUACAAAACGGAAGAGAAGAUGAAACGCCCUCUACCUUGCAGAAAAAAACCAGGCCUCCGACUCUGGCCGUGUCCCAAGUGGAGUCCGCCCAGGAAGCAGCGAGCCCCCCAAUCUCCAUCAAACAUCUGCAACCCGCUUUGACAACCGUGACGCCGACCACGCCGUGCCCUUCCCCAUCUCCUCCGAAUUCAUCCGAAAUGGCACCUAAGAAACCUAAAGAGGGGAAAAAGGCGAAAAAGAUCAUAAAACAGCCCGACAAUAAUAACGGAGAAAGCAUGAGCUCGGACUCGGACACAGAGCAAGGUGGAAGGGGGUUAGAGGUCCCUUGCACCCCAGGCGUGACACCCAGUGGCAUCCAUUCUCCCGCAACCAUACAGAAAUACAGAGAUAUGAUUGCCACCGCAAAAGGUGCCAAACUAGUGACCUGGAAGACGAAGCAGGAAGGAACGCCCAACUCCGAACGGCGCAAAGCAAUGGUGAACCGAGAGAAGCGCUUCACCUUUGUGCUGGCAGUGGUAAUUGGCGUCUUUGUCAUCUGCUGGUUCCCUUUCUUCUUCUCGUAUAGCCUACAGGCUGUGUGCCCGGAGACCUGCACCCUGCCAGAGCCGCUCUUUAAGUUCUUCUUCUGGAUCGGCUACUGCAACAGCUGCCUCAACCCUGUCAUCUACACCAUCUUCAACAAAGACUUCCGCAGAGCCUUCAAAAAGAUCCUCUGCAAGAAAACCAAAGGCACAUUCUUCUGAAGCUCCUGAGGUGGAUCAUCUCCUCGGACAACAAAUAUGCGGUUAUUCAGAACACGGACUAUAAGAAGCACAAUAAUGGUGCUGUUGCAUUGUAAACGAAGGGCUUUAUGUGCUGCCCGGUGAACUGAGGCAUUGGAUUCCUGGUAUUUGUUUUAUAAAAUGGGGCUAAUCCAAAAAUAUUUAUAGACUUUGACAAAUCAAGGCUGAACACAAAAGAACUUACUGGGACUAUUGCACACCUGCAAAGAAAAGCAACAUGGAGGUCGGUUACAAAGGUUAUUGUAUUUUUUUUUCUAAGAACACCAGGCCUUGGAGAUACUGCAAACAUGGAUUUCACUAAGUACUUCAGAGGUACACCAUUCAGAAUCUUUACGUACAGCUUUUCCAUGGUGAUUGGUCUACCAAUGCCUACACAACAUUACUUCUGAGGAACAAAGACAUGAAAUACUCCUGUGGAAAUCCUUGCCAGGGGCAAUGUGUAUGAAACAGGCUGACUCAAGUUUCUCCGAUCGAACAUUAAGGCUUCUAGUUACAGAUGCCCCAUAGAUUUUCUGCCAUGCUCUGAUGCAAUAAGGCUCUGUGAAUACAGAACACCUGUCAUGGAUGGAAGCCUUUCUGUUUCUUUGCAUCUUGGACUGGUUGCCAACAGGCUUUAAGCUAACAAAAUGUUAUUAUGAGAACUUAAGAUGUGCAUUCAUAUGAAAAGUCAUUUUCAUUUUUAAUAUGAUAAGACUCUUUGCGUCAUCCAAAAUGACUUUAGACUUUGGUGACUGUAUCAGAUGACACAAACCUCCUGAUUUCACCGGAGGUGCUCUUUCUGAUGUGGUUCAGCACUUUUCUUUGUAUAAAAGAACAAAUGAUCAUUUGUUAGUGUACAUUGAUCUACUGCACCCUAAUUGUCUGAGCAUUCAGCAGGGUGAUACUUUGGGACUAAGGGCUGAUAGCAGUGAUGCUUUCUAUUUCUUUGGUCAUUGUCUUUUUUGCUAAUGAUCCCUGUGUGUGUGUGUGUGUGCCGAGCAAAUGUUGCGAAUGGGUAUGUGUUGUGUCUGACUGCAGUGUAUGUUUGGAAAUGGAUGUUGUGUGUGAGAGGGUGUGCAAAUUCUGUUGUGUGGAGGUUUCUUUGUGAGUUCACAUCCCUCCCUUGAUUCCACUGGCACCAGUUCAACUAUAUAUGUAUGUGCUUGAUAAAUGUGGCUGGUUCACCAUAUCUGCCAGUGCUUAUGAUUCAGCUACUUCUUGUGACAAUUUUUUUUUACAUGUUUUGCUGCUAAACUCGUUUAAUAUCUUCUUAAACCCGAGUUCAUUUCAAAAUAAUAUUUUUAUUGCAGGUCAUUUUGAACAAAUCCUUUUGAGACAAUUAGAAAAUGAGUCAAAUCUAAGAUGACAGCUGUAAAUUAUUGUUAUGUAAAUGAUUUUGUAUUUAUUUAUCCUGCUAUUUCCUAUUGUUUCUCCCCUCUACAUAUGUUCACAUUUCAAAAACAGACAUUAGGAGUUCAGUUCUAGCUACAACAUGAUUAAAAACCCUUCUGCUGUCCUUGUACUUGAUUUUUUUUUAUUAUUGUAUGUGUGAGAAUAUUGCAUUUGGGCUGCAUUCUCAAAAGCUUUGCAACUGAUGGGAUACUGGUAACUGUAUCCAUUUUGCCUCCUGGACUCCUCUUUCUUCAGUGUAAUACUGUUGGUUUUCCACUGCUCUUGAAAA
Carassius carassius (crucian carp) is the source of this 3658-nucleotide messenger RNA. RefSeq names its product alpha-2B adrenergic receptor-like. Gene Ontology annotation, biological process: adenylate cyclase-activating adrenergic receptor signaling pathway. Gene Ontology annotation, molecular function: adrenergic receptor activity. Gene Ontology annotation, cellular component: membrane. The record is from RefSeq and is a predicted model, not a curated record. NCBI's taxonomy places the organism in Eukaryota, Metazoa, Chordata, Actinopteri, Cypriniformes, Cyprinidae. Bases 433 to 1959 code for a protein of 508 amino acids. The transcript has a single exon.